Molecule: messenger RNA, 5041 nt
Organism: Amaranthus tricolor (Joseph's coat)
Lineage: Eukaryota; Viridiplantae; Streptophyta; Magnoliopsida; Caryophyllales; Amaranthaceae
Product: cleavage and polyadenylation specificity factor subunit 1
Exons: 27
Coding region: 267-4601 (1444 amino acids)
Cellular component (GO): nucleus
Molecular function (GO): protein binding; nucleic acid binding
Source: RefSeq, a predicted model, not a curated record
ACUGAUUUAUGAUUUAUAAUGUACUUGACUCUACUUCGCAUUAAGCACCAUUCUCCCCGCCAAGUCCUUUUCUACUCUUCAACCGUGUAGGGGUUUUAGCACCUUGUAGUGUGUACUGUGAAAACGCUCCAAAACCCUAGAAAUCCAUUCAAACUAUCUUCUUCCAUCAUUUCUCCCCCAAAUUCAGUACUGUAUACUGCAAUUUCCAAACCCUAGAAAUCCAUUCAAACUUUCAUCUUCCUUUAAUUUAUCCCCCAAAUUCAACAAUGAGUUACGCAGCAUACAAGAUGAUGCACUAUCCAACGGGCAUCGAAAACUGCGCUUCAGGUUUUAUCACUCACUCCAUUGCUGAUUCUACUCCUCAGUUCAUCCCUCCUAUUCCUUCUGAUGACCUAGAUUCCGAUUUCCCCAAAAGUCAUGGCAUUGGACCUAUUCCUAACCUUGUCAUUUCUUCUGGGAAUGUCGUUGAGGUUUAUGUAAUUAGAAUUUUAGACGCUAAUGCUGUUUCUGAUGCUAAACGUGGUGGCGUCAUGACUGGUGUUUCUGGUGCUUCUUUGGAGCUUGUUUGCCACUAUAGGUUGCAUGGUAAUGUUGAAUCCAUGGCUGUACUCUCAUUUGGUGGUAAUGAUACUUCUAAAAGAAGAGAUUCGAUUAUAUUAACAUUUUGGGAUGCAAAAAUUUCGGUUUUAGAGUUUGACGACUCAAUCCAUAGUCUACGCGUGAGCUCGUUGCAUUGUUUUGAGGGUCCAGAAUGGCUUCAGCUGAAAAGGGGAAGAGAAUCCUUUGCGAGAGGCCCUUUGGUAAAGGUUGAUCCUCAAGGCAGGUGCGGAGGAGUUCUUGUUUAUGAUCUGCAAAUGAUAAUACUUAAGACUGUUCAGGCUGGUACAGGUUUGGUUGGGGAUGAUGAAAAUGUUGGUUUUGGAGGUGGAACUUCUGCUCGUGUAGAAUCAUCAUACAUAAUUAGCUUAAGGGACCUGGACAUCAAGCAUGUUAAAGAUUUUGUAUUUGUUCAUGGUUAUAUUGAGCCUGUCCUGGUUAUACUUCAUGAACGAGAGCUUACUUGGGCAGGAAGGAUCUCAUGGAAGCACCAUACUUGCAUGCUUUCAGCCCUUAGUGUCAAUACAACGAUGAAACAACAUCCUCUUAUAUGGUCAGCUAUGAACCUCCCACAUGAUGCGUACAAGCUGCUUGCAGUUCCUUCUCCAAUUGGUGGUGUUCUUGUAAUCUCCAGUAAUGCUAUUUAUUAUCACAGCCAGUCAAUGUCAUGUGCGUUGGCUGUGAACAAUUUUGCCGUUUCAGCUGAUGGCAGCCAUGAGAUGCCUCGAUUGAGUUUUUCUGUGGAGCUUGACACUGCUCAUGCAACCUGGUUAGCUAAUGAUGUUGCCAUGCUAUCCACUAAAACUGGUGAACUACUUUUGCUGACACUAGUUUAUGAUGGGAGGGUUGUGCAGAGACUUGACCUUGUGAAAUCCAGAGCUUCUGUUCUUACGUCGGAUAUCACAACGGUUGGAAACUCUUUAUUCUUUCUGGGUAGCCGCUUGGGAGACAGCUUGCUUGUGCAAUAUACUUCAGGAGCUACAUCCUCUGCAUCUUCUGUGAAGGAAGAGGUUGGGGAUAUUGAAGGUGAUGCCCCGUCAACCAAACGUCUACGACGCUCCUCCUCAGAUGCUUUACAAGAUAUAGUUGGUGGCGAGGAGCUUUCUUUGUAUGGCUCAACCCUAAAUAAAGCAGACUCAGCACAGAAAUCUUUCACAUUUGCGGUACGGGAUUCAUUGACUAAUAUUGGUCCAUUGAAGGAUUUCUCAUAUGGUUUAAGGAUCAAUGCAAAUCCCAAUGCCACUGGAAUUUCUAAGCAGAGUAAUUAUGAAUUGGUUUGCUGUUCUGGACAUGGGAAGAAUGGUGCACUCUGCGUUCUUCAGCGCUCAAUCCGCCCAGAAAUGAUUACUGAGGUUGAACUACCUGGAGUUAAAGGUAUUUGGACUGUCUAUCACAAGAGUUCUCGAGGUCAUAAUUCGGAAACAUCCAAGAUUGCUGCGGAGGAAGAUGAAUUUCAUGCAUACUUGAUCAUAAGCUUAGAGGCACGAACAAUGGUUCUUGAAACAGCUGAUCUUCUUGGGGAAGUUACUGAAAGUGUUGAUUAUUAUGUCCAAGGGAGUACAAUUGCUGCAGGAAAUUUAUUUGGAAGGCGACGUGUUAUUCAGGUCUAUGCUCGUGGUGCCCGAAUCUUAGAUGGUUCAUUUAUGACCCAAGAGCUAAAUUUUGGACCCAACAGCGGUGAAUCAGGUUCAGGGUCUGACAGCUUAUAUGUUUCAGCAGUUUCAAUUGCUGAUCCGUAUGUACUACUAAAGAUGAGUGAUGGAAGUAUCCAGCUUCUUGUUGGAGAUCCUUCUAAUUGCUCUGUUUCCAUCAAUGUUCCUUCAGUUUUUGAAGGUUCAAAGAAGUCUAUUUCUGCCUGCACUCUUUAUAAUGAUAGGGGUCCAGAACCGUGGCUUCGUAAGGCUAGUACUGAUGCGUGGCUUUUAACUGGUGUUGGUGAAGCUGUUGAUGGAUCAGAUGGGGUAACUCAUGAUGGGGAUAUCUACUGUAUCACUUGUUAUGAUAAUGGCACACUUGAAAUAUUUGAUGUGCCAAGUUUUAAAUGUGUUUUUUCAGUGGAAAAAUUUGUCUCAGGAAAGGCCUAUCUCACUGAUUCUCAUGUCAAAGAUUCACUUCUGGAACCUCAUGGGGUUUCCAAGAUUUCUGAGGAUACGACAGGCCAUGUUAGAAAAGAAAAUGCUCAAAACAUUAAAGUUACUGAAUUGGCAAUGCACAGAUGGUCAGGAAAGCACAGCCGUCCUUUUCUAUUUGGAAUACUCACUGACGGAACUAUUCUAUGUUACCAUGCAUAUCUAUUUGAAGCUCCGGAAAAUGUUAAAAAUGAAGAUGGAAAAGGAGGAAAAGUUUCGAUUACUCUUGAUAGUGAAAGUCCUUCAAGGCUACGAAAUUUGAGGUUUCUGCGCAUUCCAUUGGACAUGUAUACGCGGGAGGAAGUGCCUGUGGAAGGUUCCCUUCCUCGCAUUUCUACUUUCAAGAACGUUGGUGGUCAUCAGGGAUUUUUUCUAUCCGGGAUUAGACCAGCUUGGUUUAUGGUCUUCAGGGAGCGUCUACGUGUUCAUCCACAGUUAUGCGAUGGAGCCAUUGCUGCUUUUACAGUUCUUCACAAUGUAAAUUGCAAUCAUGGAUUCAUAUAUGUGACCUCACAGGGAUUUCUUAAAAUAUGUCAACUGCCAGCAGGACUGAGCUAUGACAAUUACUGGCCUGUGCAAAAAAUGCCUUUGAAGGGAACUCCACAUCAAGUUACCUACUAUGCUGAGAAGAACUUGUACCCACUUAUUGUUUCAUAUCCUGUUGUGAAGCCUUUAAAUCAGAUUCUCUCAACUCUAGUUGAUCAAGAAGCUGGCCAUCAGAUCGAUCAUGACAAUCUUAGUGCUGAUGAAUUACAGAGAACUUACACUAUAGAUGCAUUUGAAGUUCGGGUCUUGGAGCCAGAAAAAUCUGGUGGGAUCUGGCAAACAAAAGCUACUAUUCCAAUGCAAAGUUCAGAAAAUGCUCUUACUGUGCGGAUGGUUACCCUUUUAAAUACAACCACUAAAGAGAAUGAAACACUUUUAGCUAUUGGCACAGCUUAUGUGCAAGGGGAGGAUGUGGCUGCAAGAGGACGUGUGCUCUUAUAUGCCCUCGGAAGAUCAGAUAAUCCUCAAAAUUUGGUUUCAGAGAUAUUUUCCAAAGAAUUAAAAGGUGCCAUCUCUGCUGUUGCUUCGCUUCAAGGUCAUUUGCUAAUAGCUGCUGGUCCCAAAAUUAUCUUGCACAAAUGGACUGGUACAGAGUUGAAUGGAGUGGCAUUCUUUGAUGCUCCGCCUCUGCAUGUUGUGAGCUUAAACAUUGUUAAAAAUUUUAUUCUCCUUGGGGACAUUCACAAAAGUAUAUAUUUUCUUAGUUGGAAGGAGCAAGGUUCUCAGCUUAGCUUGUUGGCGAAGGAUUUUGGAGCGCUAGAUUGUUUUUCAACUGAGUUUCUGAUUGAUGGCUCUACACUCAGCCUUGUCGUUUCAGAUGAGCAGAAAAAUGUCCAGAUUUUCUACUAUGCGCCGAAGUUGUCUGAGAGUUGGAAAGGUCAAAAGCUUCUUUCAAGAGCUGAGUUCCAUAUUGGUGCCCAUGUGACGAAGUUUCUGCGAUUGCAAAUGCUUCCUGCGUCAUCCUAUGCUACUCCAGGCCCAGAUAAAACUAAUAGAUAUGCUCUAUUAUUUGGUACUCUUGAUGGGAGCAUCGGCUGUUUCGCACCACUUGAUGAACUUACAUUCCGGAGGAUGCAAUCACUGCAGAAAAAGCUUGUAGAUGCAGUUCCUCAUGUUGCCGGGCUAAAUCCAAAAUCAUUCCGCCAGUUCCUGUCAAAUGGUAGGGCGCAUCGUCCUGGGCCUGACAAUAUAGUUGAUUGUGAGCUGCUAUGUCAUUAUGAGAUGUUGCCACUAGAAGAACAACUAGAAAUUGCCCAUCAGAUCGGAACGACUAGAUUACAAAUUUUAUCCAAUUUGAAUGACCUUUCACAAGGGAUAAGCUUUCUGUAAGAGGAUGCUUUUUUUUUUCACAUGAUUGCUGAGAGAACAAGGCCAGCAAUUAGAGCCUGGAGGGGCUGAAGCUGGGGCUUCAAGCCUGCAAGUGAUGGUAGGGUACUUAUUCAAGCUGGAACAUUAUGAUAGCUUUAAAUUUCCCAUCUUUGGAUCACAAAUUUCUCAAGUAGGCCCAGAUUUACAGCAUCAGUCAAAGAAAUUGUGACACCAGAAAUGAUGAUUGUUAACCACUCAAAGGAAAAAGCUUUUCUGGGUGAUCUAAAUGGCUGGAUGCUGUUAUCAUUUGUGUCGUUAAUCAAUGAUUUAAUGGGCACUUUGAUAUUUAAUUAGAUUCUCAAUUUGUGCACUAUAAACAGGUACUUGGCUGUGUAGAAUGUGUAAAUCACUACUAAAUUCCAUUAGCUACAAUCUUAUAAUCUUUAAAUAUCUUACCUUAA